UUAAUAUUUAUAGGGCAAUUGUGGUCAGCUUUUCCAUUUAGUGUUUUCACAUACAUUAUCAUUUAAUCCACACAUGAGGCUUGCAAAGUACCUAUUAUUAUCCUCAAUUUACAGUGGAGAGAACUCAAGACCAGAGUGAAUUAGGGCCCACACCACUGCUCAGUAGGGGAGCUGUUCUGGCCCCUACCUCUCUUCCCAGACUCAGAGUGCCUCUUACUACAGCUGGCCCUACAGGGAAGGGAAAGGCACUGAUCUGUCACUGCUAUCGAAUCCCCCAAAUUCCCUUCACCCGGUUCCUCGCACCCGGGGUAGCUGCCCUUUGGGGCGAAGGGCACAGGGGAAGGGGCCUUAGUAGGUUAAUUAUUAACCCUUUGCCCCUCAGGGCACCAUGGGCUUCUCUCCCCUCCUGGAGGUGGAGGGACACUUACUGGCUAGAGGCUGGUAAGGUGGCGGUGGUCCCAGUAGCAGGCAUGGGGGUGGCCGUGCGGCCCCCAGCCCUGCGGCACUGGUUCAACCACUCAGUUCCUCUCAUUGCCUUCGCGCUGCUGCUGCUUUAUCUCAGUGCUCGGAGCCUAGGUGAGCUGUCCCUUCCCUCACCUGCUCCGGGAGGAACCCCGGAGUCCAGGCCCUCAGGACUCAAGCCUCUUCCUCUAGCCCUCACCGCUCCUCUUCUGCUGUCCCCAGGCGCCCGCUCGGGCUGCGGACCCGGGGCACGGGCCUGCGUUCCGUGGGGAACGCGCCCUUCCAGGCUGAGGCAGGAGUCGGGACCCCUGGAGGCCCCGGAGAGGAAACAGCCUCCGUGUCUGGCCCCAACGGGGACGCUGGGCCGUAUGAUGAGGCCGUUCCACGCCAGUCUGAAACCCGAAAGGGAUGUGAGGCUGUCGCCGUACCUGGCGGGAUGGAGGGCACUCGUCGAGUUCCUGACUCCCCUCGGUUCAGCCUUCGCCUUCGCCACUAGGGAGGCCUUCACCAAGGUGACAUCUCUGGAGGCUCGGGUGCACGACCCGGACGCGGAGCACUACUCGUCGCUGGCGGCCAUGGCGGCAUGGGAGCAGCGGGCGGGACUGCUGGAGCAGCUGGGGGCGGUCCCCCAGGACCCGGCCGGGAGCUCGGGCUCUCGCACGCUGCUCCUGCAGCACCUUGCGCUGCGCUGGUCCCAGCUCUGCCUCCACCGGGUGGCGACCGGCGCGCUGGGAGGCCCGGACCCGGGAGUGCAGUGCAGCGACGCCUACCGCGCGGCCCUGGGUUCGCAUCACCCCUGGCUGGUCCGUCAGGCCGCCCGCCUCGCCUUCCUAGCCUUCCCGGGUCGCCGCCGCCUGCUGGAGCUGGCGUGUCCUGGAACCACCUAGGCAGAGGCGCGGGCCGCGCUGAUCCGGGCCGCCGGCACCCUGGAGGACGUCUACAACCGCACCCAGAGCCUGCUGGCCGAGCGCGGCCUGCUCCAGCUGACCUAG
Piliocolobus tephrosceles (Ugandan red Colobus) is the source of this 1454-nucleotide messenger RNA. RefSeq names its product glycolipid transfer protein domain containing 2 (gene GLTPD2). Gene Ontology annotation, molecular function: ceramide 1-phosphate binding; ceramide 1-phosphate transfer activity. Gene Ontology annotation, biological process: ceramide transport; intermembrane lipid transfer. The record is from RefSeq and is a predicted model, not a curated record. Gene Ontology annotation, cellular component: cytosol; membrane; cytoplasm. NCBI's taxonomy places the organism in Eukaryota, Metazoa, Chordata, Mammalia, Primates, Cercopithecidae.